AUGUUUUCAUGUUUAUCAGAAUUCCUCAGUGAUAAUGAUAUGGAUAUUAAUAUGAUAAAAGAAAUUAUAACUGCUCAUCCAAUAAGUUUACAAACUUUAAUGCACGGAAAUUUAAAAAUAAACGAAGAACUUGUUGAAUUGUCAUCAGAUGAAAAUCUACGUGUUAGAUUUCAGGAAAAUACAUGUGAUACAUUUUGGAUUUCCAUCAUAUCUGAAUAUCCAGAAUUAUCAAACCAAGCCAUAUCAAUUUUAUUACCUUUUGCAUCAACAUAUUUAUGCGAAAUAGCAUUUUCAACACCAACGAUAAUUAAAAACAAUUAUCGCACCAGAUUUAAUGUUGAAGCUGAUUUAAGAAUAGCAGUGUCAAAUAUCAAACCAAACAUAGAAUCAAUCAUGUCUACAAUGCAAGCUCAAGUUUCUCAUUAA
Sipha flava (yellow sugarcane aphid) is the source of this 426-nucleotide messenger RNA. RefSeq names its product zinc finger BED domain-containing protein 5-like. The coding region runs from base 1 to 426 and encodes 141 amino acids. Lineage: Eukaryota; Metazoa; Arthropoda; Insecta; Hemiptera; Aphididae. The transcript is spliced from 2 exons. The record is from RefSeq and is a predicted model, not a curated record.